UGCACUCUCUCUUUCUUUUUUUUUUUUUUUCCCUUCCCUUUCUCUAUCUGUUGGUCUCGGAGCCACCCUCUCCCGAUCUCGGGUGCACCGGUCGAUAUCGUCCUUUUCCGAUCGGUAUCGCCGAGCGUCUGUUUUCCCGGCCAGCCGAGCUGUGAGACAUGAGUGACGAGUGACAAGGUUGUUCGUGCGCGCAAAGCGGCGCUGUACAAGACGAGCGACGACGUUUCCGGGAAGGGAAGGGUACAUAACAGUCGUAUACGAGGGAACCCUUUUCGUGGGGUGCGAAAUAUAUUUUAUGACUCGGUGCACAGGCGCGGCUGCCGUGCGCGUGCCUAUAUUAGGUUGUGCGUGGAAAAAAUGAGACGCAGUGUUAAGUUUACCAUCGAUGUGAAUUGACGACGGAGAGAAAUCGCCGUUCAAGCCAAGACGAAGGAUUUUUCCAUCAAGGGUUGACGGAUCGGCAGGACGAGUGCCCUGUGUGUGUGUGUUUUUUUUUUUUUUUCGUUUAAAGUAUCGGUAAUAAUAUUUAUACUCGGCAAGAUUCGAGGGGCCCACGCACGAGCCGUGGCCCAUACAUGCAUUUGACGCGCUACUUUGGCUGUGCGUUUUUGAUAAUCUGUUGGCUCUCGGGAGCGUAUCUUGCCGAUAAGCUCGAAAACAACGUUAAGGAAGCUGAAAUAGUUGAGGCUUACUCGAUUAGCGACAUCGGAAGCACCAACAGCAGCGAAAUGUCGGCCCUGGUGUACGGGCUGCUGACCCUCGUGGCGGGCUCGAAUCUGCACUGCUCGGAGCGCCGCGAGAUAAGCCCGUGCACCUGCCGCCAGGAAGACUUCAGCCCCAUGAUCAACAACCCACCCCCGAUGCCCACCGCGAGCAACCUACCGAUCCUCGGUGGCACGGAUCCCGGGGCCUUGGGCGCGUCCUUGCUCUCCACCAACUCCGGCACCGUACAGCCCCACACGGAACGGAUAGAGGUCGAGUGCGAGCGCAUGCAGUCGUUCCAGCAGGUGGCCGAGGCUCUCACGGGCAAAUUCACCAACGAACAGCAGAUCACCCUCAGGGUCUCGCACUCCCAGCUCAAGGACAUAUCCGAUCACGGCUUCAAAGCCCUGCGGAUGGCCAUCGUCAAGCUCGAGCUCAACUACGACGGCAUAGGAGCCGUGGGCGAGGACGUGUUUGCCGGAAUGAGUAGGACGCAGUAUCUGAGUCUAGCUGAUAACGAAGUGCCGGAGAUACCCAAAGAGAUCUUGAUGCAUCUGAAUCUACUGCGAACCCUCGACCUCAGUAGAAAUCACGUCUCUCGCAUCGGAGCUGACGACUUCAAGUUCAAUCCAAUGCUGCAGCACCUCUUUCUGGCCGGUAAUGCCAUCACAGAAAUGGUUUCUGGUUCAUUGCCGCAACUAAUCAAACAUCUCCACGUCGGAAGGAACCACCUCGUCAGUUUGAAUCGUACAUUGAGGGAUCUGAAUCAACUGGAAUGGCUGCUAAUAAACGCCAACGAGCUAACAUCCCUUGAUGGCGAGCUUCCCGUUUCGGGACACAAUCUCAAGAUGAUCUACGCCGCGGACAACAAGCUGACUCACCUGCCUACCGAGUUUAGAUUCCUUCACAGGCUCGACUCGCUCUUUCUGCAGCACAACCGCAUCACCAGACUCGACGGUACACUGCAGAAAGCUCGCAAGCUCAAGUUCCUCGAACUGUCCUACAACAACCUCCAGGUGCUGGCAGAGGAGGAUUUCCUUGAUGCCGAGAUGCUGGAAGAUCUGGAGUUGGGCCACAACUCGCUGACGUCCUUGGGUGGGGAGACCACCGGUGCCAACAGUGCCCUGUAUCCCUUGAAAUCUCUCAAGUGUCUGAACCUCACCCACAACAAUCUCAAUCAAUUCUCCUUCUCGUCCAUACGAGGUCUGAGGGAGCUUCGCCUGCUCGACCUUUCCAACAACAAAAUUAGCCGACUGAUGCGCGGAAGGAGAACCAUUGAGCGCGGCAUUCUGUCCCCCGUCGUGGUACUCCAGAACCUAGUGGAAGAGGAGGGCGACGACACGGCCGGCUCGAGCAUCCAGGACAUACGGCUGCAGCACAACGAGAUCCGCAACCUCGAGGGCUCGCUCUUCCUGGGCAUGAAGGAGCUCCAGAGGCUCAACCUGAGCCACAACGCCCUCGGGCCGGCGAUAGCUCUGCGCGACUUGCGGGGACUCGAGAGCCUCAGGGUCCUCGAUCUCUCGUACAACGAGCUCAUCACGCUCGAGGACACGUCCGAGACGUGGCUGCCGGCGCUGGAGGAGCUCAACGUGGCGCACAAUAGGCUCGUCAUUCUGUCGGAGCGCGACUUCCGGGGCUUCCCCGGCCUCUGCUGGGUGGACAUGAGCGCCAACCAGAUAAGCACCCUCAAGCCCGAGCUCGUGUCCAACACUCGCUGUACCGUACACGGCGUGCCCGACGUUCUACGGAUCUACCUCCAAGAUAAUCCAGUACUUUGCGACGCCGGGUUGGCAGAUCUGACGGUCGCCCUGGAAGUGAACCACGCUAAGGUCUUCGGUGUAGCGAACGACUGUCCGACGCCACCGCCACCCCUGCCGGAGACAACGAUGCCCGAAACAACGCCGGGGCCGCCCUUACCGCCUACACUGCUGCUGGCAGACGCGGUUGCAGCCUCGAGCAGCAACGUCUCCUUCGCCGCGACCCUCGAGUAAUUUUUCCUUUUUUUUUUUCCUUAGAACGAGGAUUUUGGUAUAAAUAAUACCUUUUCCCCCUCCCUCCCUCCCCCUCUCUCUCUCUCUCUCUCUCUCUCUCUCUCUCUCUCUCUCGAAACCUUGAAAUAUUGAGGAAAGCUACGAUUUCGAGUGUACGUGGACACGUAUAACUGGAGCCAUGCUACUGAUGUACAAGGCUUCAGGGGUGUGGGACAAUUAUUAUUGUGCAGCGUGUACUGCAGUGUACAGUCGAUCGGAUUACGCGAUAGGUAUGCUUUGAUGGUCCAUGACAUGGUUAAGGUGGUUCAUUUUUUUUCAACCCAAAAGAUUUAUUCAAGAGAAUACCGAACUGCUGCAAUUUUAUUUCAAAAACCGUAGAUCCAAUUUUUAACAGCUUAGGAAUAU
Molecule: messenger RNA, 3098 nt
Organism: Copidosoma floridanum
Lineage: Eukaryota; Metazoa; Arthropoda; Insecta; Hymenoptera; Encyrtidae
Gene: ltl
Product: leucine-rich repeat-containing larval translucida
Molecular function (GO): protein binding
Source: RefSeq, a predicted model, not a curated record